Zophobas morio is the source of this 622-nucleotide messenger RNA. RefSeq lists its product as uncharacterized. NCBI's taxonomy places the organism in Eukaryota, Metazoa, Arthropoda, Insecta, Coleoptera, Tenebrionidae. Gene Ontology annotation, molecular function: structural constituent of ribosome. Gene Ontology annotation, cellular component: ribosome; mitochondrial large ribosomal subunit. The transcript has 6 exons. The record is from RefSeq and is a predicted model, not a curated record. Bases 195 to 614 code for a protein of 139 amino acids. Gene Ontology annotation, biological process: translation.
GCCCACCUAGUAUUGAUGCGCUGAGAGAACUUCCAGAUAUUGCUCUUAAUAAUCUUCCAAGUUUAAAAUGUAAAAAGAAAAUAAGGAGAAGAGGGAACAGAGGGGGAAAGUGUGGUAGAGGAGAUUCUCCUAACCAUAAAAAUAAACUUGGUUUUCAAGGAGGGAACACCCCUUUUUGGAGGCUGAUCCCUAAGAUGCGUUCGCCUAAACCAAGAGAAGGAGAAUUUCUACGACUUAAUGUCGGGAAAUUACAAGUCUGGAUUGAUAGAGGAAAGAUUGAUCCUUCGAAGAAAAUAACUUUGAAAACAUUGCAGGAUUCCAAGUUGUGUAGUAGAACAAAAUAUGGCGUUAAACUUUUAGGAGACGGCGCUCUUGGCUUUGUUAGUAAAAUAGACAUAGAAAUUUCCGCUGCCUCUAAAACAGCGAUUGAAGCUGUUGAAAGAAACGGAGGCCGUAUCGUGGCGAAGUACUACUCGCCCUUGACGCUACGGGCUUUGCUUAAGCCUGAAAAGUUUAAGGUUCUUCCUAAGGAAUUUCCACCUACAAAAAACAAACUAUUGGAUUUUUAUACCAAUCCUGAGAAGAACGGAUAUCUUAGUUCUAAGUUUAUAUAAAGCAGAAU